CUCCAAAUGGACACACAUGGCUAUUGAAAAAAGUGAAAAAGUGAAAAACCUUUAAGUUUAAAUUUUUAAGGAAAAUAAGUAGAUUUUGAAGUAAUAAACUUAAUAUAUGUGGAAAAUAUAUUUCAUAAAACUUGCUAAUGUGAAAUGUAUUCUAUAUAGUGGUUUAAAAGUUGUUUGCUGAUAAAUUAAUGACAUCUUAUGUGUAGAUUUAUAUUGCCUAUGUGAAAUGUGUGAAUAGUUAACUACUAAUAGCAUUAGCAUCUUUCGAAGACCAAAAAACUAGUCAAUAAUCAACACUUCACAAGUGUUGUUAAGAAAAGGAACAAAUUCGAAUAAAAGUUAACACAGAAACUCUUAGAAAAAAAACCUAAUUGAUAAAAAUAUCCUUUAUCAAAAUUUAAUCAACAUUUCAAAUUGUUAAGAGGAUGAUUUUCAAGUUGCAAUUUUGUUUCUAUAAGCAAUAAUUAGGAAUCCGAAAUCUAAAAUAAAAACCAAAGUAAUUGUGUAAUUGCAUCCAUAAAUUCGAUAGACACACACAUAUAUAACAAUGGCAACAAUUGAUGGAAGGCCAGCGAAGUAUCGCAUUUCCUUAAAAGAAUUGCGAGAACUUAUGGAACAUCGUGGCAGAGAAGGAAUCCAAAAAAUUCAAGAACAUGGUGGCGUUGAAGGCAUUAUGGACAAACUUUAUACUUCAGCUGAUAAAGGCUUAAGUGGAAAUGCUCAGGAUAUUGAGCAUAGGAGAGACACAUUUGGAUCCAAUAUUAUUCCUCCAAAACCGCCUAAAACUUUCUUUCAACUUGUAUGCGAAGCAGUUCAAGAUAUUACAUUAAUUAUUCUUAUUGUUGCUGCAGUUGUUUCGCUUGUUUUAUCAUUCUACAAACCUGAAGAUGAUAUAGAUGCUCCCGUUGUAGAAGAGGAUGAGCAUCACGGAUGGAUAGAAGGACUUGCUAUUUUAGUGUCGGUUAUCGUUGUUGUUAUUGUUACAGCAUUUAAUGAUUACUCAAAGGAACGUCAAUUUCGGGGUUUGCAAUCACGGAUUGAAGGAGAGCAUAAGUUUUCCGUUAUUCGAAAUGGUGAAGCCAUGCAAAUUUUGGUAGGAGAGAUUAUUGUUGGUGACAUAUGCCAAAUUAAAUACGGUGAUCUUCUACCAGCCGAUGGUAUUCUAAUACAAAGCAAUGAUUUAAAGGUGUGAGAUGUUGGGCCAAUAACCAGCAACAGUCAUGUAAGCCAACACGAUGGAAAUGGAGCUGGUAAUGAUUUGGAAGGAACUUAUGGGCAAUAUUACGAUAAAAAUAAUGCAACAACAGAGCGAAGUGGAAGUCCCACAAAAGAAGAAAUUGGAAGUAGUCAUAAAAAGGAAAAAAGUGUUUUGCAAGCAAAACUUACGAAAUUAGCUAUACAAAUUGGCUACGCUGGUUCGACCAUUGCAGUUUUGACAGUUGCGAUAUUAGUGAUUCAAUUUUGUAUAAAGAAAUUUGUCCUAGAACAUAACCCAUGGAAGAGUACUUAUUUCAAUGAUUUAGUUAAGCAUUUUAUUAUUGGUGUGACAGUUUUGGUUGUUGCUGUUCCUGAAGGUUUACCUUUAGCGGUGACAUUAUCUUUGGCUUACUCCGUUAAAAAGAUGAUGCGUGAUAACAACCUUGUUCGUCAUUUGGAUGCUUGUGAAACAAUGGGAAAUGCAACUGCUAUUUGUAGUGAUAAAACUGGGACAUUGACCACAAAUAGAAUGACUGUUGUUCAGUCCUACAUUUGUGAAAAAUUAAUGAAAGUUACACCAAAAUUUUCGGACUUACCUGCUGAAGUUGGAAUUAAAAUAGUAGAAGGAAUCGCUGUCAAUUCAGCUUACACUUCUCAGCUUCUGUCUGGACAGAACCCUCAAGAUUUAGCAACUCAAGUAGGAAACAAAACUGAGUGUGCGCUUCUUGGUUUCGUUGAAGGAUUGGGACGAAGUUAUCAUAAAAUUCGUGAGCGUAUUCCUGAAAAAGCAUUUGUUCGUGUGUACACGUUUAAUUCUGAUAGAAAAUCAAUGAGCACUGUUAUUAAUCUUCCUGAUCGUGGUUAUCGGUUAUUCACAAAAGGGGCUUCAGAAAUCAUUCUUAAGAAAUGUGCUUUUAUUUACGGACAUGAAGGACGUCUUGAGAAAUUCACUAGGGAUAUGCAAGAAAGAUUGUUGCAUCAAGUUAUUGAACCUAUGGCCUGUGAUGGACUAAGAACUAUAUCAAUUGCUUAUCGAGAUUUUGUUAGAGGAAAACCUGACAUUAAUCAAGUACAUUUAGGACCAAAUGACGAACCUAAUUGGGAAGAUGAAGCUAACUCUGUUAAUAAUUUGACGUGUCUUUGUGUUGUGGGUAUUGAAGAUCCUGUAAGACCUGAAGUACCAGAUGCAAUUAAAAAAUGUCAAAAAGCUGGAAUCACAGUUCGAAUGGUUACCGGAGACAAUGUUAAUACGGCUCGUUCAAUCGCAACAAAAUGUGGCAUUAUACGACCCCAAGACGAUUUCUUAAUACUUGAAGGAAAAGAAUUUAAUCGCAGAAUUCGUGAUAACAAUGGCGAUAUUCAACAACAUCUUUUGGACAAAGUUUGGCCUAAACUUAGAGUCUUAGCUCGUUCUUCUCCGACAGAUAAAUAUAAUUUAGUAAAAGGAAUCAUUGAUAGUAAAAUAAGUGACAGUCGAGAAGUAGUUGCUGUAACUGGCGAUGGAACCAAUGACGGUCCAGCCUUGAAAAAAGCUGAUGUAGGCUUUGCUAUGGGCAUUGCUGGAACUGAUGUGGCUAAAGAAGCUUCUGAUAUCAUACUUACCGAUGAUAAUUUCUCGUCAAUUGUUAAAGCAGUAAUGUGGGGAAGAAAUGUUUAUGACUCAAUCGCCAAAUUUUUACAGUUCCAAUUGACUGUAAACGUAGUAGCUGUCAUCGUAGCAUUUAUUGGAGCAUGCGCGGUAGAAGAUUCUCCUCUCAAAGCUGUUCAAAUGCUUUGGGUCAACUUAAUUAUGGACACUUUGGCAUCAUUAGCACUUGCGACUGAGCUUCCCACAGCAGAUUUGCUUUUACGUAAACCCUAUGGCCGUACUAAGCCUCUCAUAUCACGAACAAUGAUGAAAAAUAUUUUGGGUCAAGCAGUUUAUCAGCUCACUGUAAUUUUCGUACUGUUAUUUGCUGGACAUAGAUUUUUAGAUAUACCAGAUGGUCAUGGAGCACAAUUAAGGGCAGGGCCAAGCAUACAUUUCACCAUAAUUUUCAACACAUUUGUCCAGAUGACAAUAUUCAAUGAACUUAAUGCUAGAAAAAUUCAUGGACAAAGAAAUAUUUUCAAUGGAAUUUUCACGAAUCCAAUAUUCUAUUCCAUUUGGAUCAUUACCUGCAUAUCUCAGGUUGUAAUUAUUCAGUAUGGAAAAAUGGCAUUUUCAACAAAAGCUUUAACAUUGGAGCAAUGGGGAUGGUGCUUAUUUUUCGGAGUUGGUACCUUAUUGUGGGGCCAAUUAGUAACUACCAUACCUACAAGAAAAAUUCCAAAAAUACUUUCAUGGGGAAGAGGUCACCCUGAAGAAUAUACAGAAGCGAUCAAUUUAGGAGGUGAUGAUUCUCGUUAUGAUCCUUUAGAUGACAAAAAACCACGAGCUGGACAAAUAUUAUGGAUCCGCGGGCUUACAAGGCUUCAAACACAGCUACGUGUUAUUCGCGCAUUCAAGUCAACUUUGGAAGACAUUCAAGAUUUGGAAGACAGACGUUCAUUACACAGUUUGCGAAGUUUACGAAAUAAUCAAGUUGGAUUUCCACAUACCGUGUAUUAUUCUAUCCGUGUAGUUAAUGCUUUUCGACAGGGACUUGAUGCACGUUAUGGUGAACAUAAUACAACGUCUUUGGCAGAAGUUUUACGCAAACAAACAUCUUUGAGCAAACGCCUUUCACAAGCUUCUUCUAUUGAAUAUGCUGAUAAUAUUCCCGACGAAUUAUCUGUACCACAAAUUGACGUGGAACGUUUAUCAUCUCAUAGUCACACCGAAACAGCAGUUUAAUAUUUGCUAUCGAAAAAUCUUAGGAUAAAACAUAAUGUCCAUAUUAUAAGACUUAUUUAGAAUGACAUUUCUAAUAUCCCUUUAAAUAGAUUCAAUCUCUGGAUACCAAAAUUUAGCAUGCUUUGUCGAACGAAAGCAUUUGAAUACGGGAAAAAGAUAAACAAUACUUAUAAGAAAUUUAAAUAUAUAGAUACAUAUAUAAACAUUUUGCUUUUAUCCAAAAGAUACACGCAUACUUAUGUUAAAACAAAUUUGAAGAAAUAUGAGGGAAAAUAUAAUCUUUCUAAAUGAAUUCUUAAUCAUUAUUACUCCACUAGUGAAACCAAACAUAAAAUAAAUAUUUCAAACCGUCUCUUUACUUACACAUUUAAUAUAAAAAAAUCCCAUCUGAAACUGUUUUCUAAUUUUUAAUUGAAAAUCAUCUUACUAAGUACGUAUAUUAUUAGAAACUUAUCGAGUUUUAAAUAUAUUCUAGUCUCUAUAGCCUUCAUUAGAACUUUAAAGUAUCAUUAAGGAAAAUGUUAAUAUUGAAUUAUAAAAAAUAUCGGUAAUCGUUGGAAUGAUAUAUGUCGAUCAAGAACUAUGUUUAAGCUUGUGCAUAUUUUGACCGAAAUGAAUUUCAAAUGAAUUCUUGAUCAAAAAGUCGAUUUUGAUCAAAUUUUUUUUAGUGUACUAAAUUGUUGGAUUUGAAAUAUUUAUAACCCUUUAUUUCUCAAAAAUAUUAAUGUUGAAUCAAUAGAGAUCAAACAUAUAUACUAAUAAUACAAAUUCUAGCAAAAUUUUUAAAAUUUCUCAUGAUGCAAGUUCGAGUUGAUUGAAUUUUUAUUCGGAAUGAAAUUUCAAACAAAAAAUUCAUAUUUACAUUGAAUGUAUGUCUAGUACUUUCGCAAAUUAACUGGGUUGAAAAAUUUUCUUCCAUCUAAACGCGAAACUAUUAAACAUUAGAAAAUUUAAAAAAUUGUUGAUUAAGUUUUCGAUUAUGUUCUUUAGAAUACUUAUAAUUAUGAAAAUAUUUUUCGGAAAAAUUUUUCAUCUUGUUUUCUUAAAAGUUUACUACAUGCGUUUGAAAUGUUUCAUUCAUAAUCUAAGCAUAUGAAAUUCAAAAAAAGAAAAGGAGAUUAAUAAAGUUUGUUUACAGUUAAAAAUGAUAGA
Messenger RNA from Clunio marinus, 5164 nucleotides. NCBI's taxonomy places the organism in Eukaryota, Metazoa, Arthropoda, Insecta, Diptera, Chironomidae. The record is from the annotation of a GenBank genome assembly.